UUUGCGGUGUGCCCCACUUGGUAGCAAGACGCAGACGUUUAUGAACGUUGUGUUCGGCGUUCCCAUGCCCCAGGGCUAUGGCUUGACUGAGACGUGUUGCAACGGGUCGAUACAGCGGACAGGGGAGUUGCACCCUGCCGCAGGUCAGUUAUUAAAGGGUGUUGAAGCGAAACUGUGCGACACGGAAGAGUACAAGCACACGGAUACACCUUAUCCACGUGGUGCGCUUUUAUUGCGGGGCCCAGCUCUUUUUAAGGGCUACCUGAAGCAGGAGGAGGCGACAAGUGAGGUGUUUACAAAAAAAGGCGGCUGGUUUCAUACGGGUGACGUGGUGGAGAUGGAUGACAGCGGGUGUCUUCGUAUUAUUGGCCGUGUGAAGGCGCUGGCAAAGAACCUGUUGGGGGAGUACAUUGCCAUUGAGUUCCUUGAAGCCUUGUAUGGGCAGCAUGAGUUGGUGUCCCCGAACGGCGUCUGUGUGCUUGUCCAUCCGCAGCGUGCGUACAUCUGCGCCCUUGUCUUGACAGAGCAACCGAAGGCAAUGAAUUUCGCUUCUGUUCACAAAAUCCCUGGCAAUUGGCCGGAGAUCUUGCAGGAGCCCUUGUUUCAUCAACGUGCAGCGGAGGCACUUACGGCGCUGGCGAAGGCGGAGGGACGACGCCCCUUUGAGCUACUGCGACAUGUGCGGGUGCUGAAAGACGAGUGGACGCCGGAGAACGGAAUAAUGACAGCGUCCAUGAAGAUACGUCGCUCUGCCGUUGAUAAGCGUUACGCGGAUUACAUUGAGCAGCUCUUUGAGGACGAGUGA
Trypanosoma cruzi is the source of this 805-nucleotide messenger RNA. RefSeq names its product fatty acyl CoA syntetase 1, putative. The transcript has a single exon. Gene Ontology annotation, cellular component: membrane; endoplasmic reticulum. NCBI's taxonomy places the organism in Eukaryota, Euglenozoa, Kinetoplastea, Trypanosomatida, Trypanosomatidae. The record is from RefSeq and is a predicted model, not a curated record. Gene Ontology annotation, molecular function: long-chain fatty acid-CoA ligase activity. The annotation marks the transcript as partial.